AUGAAGCUGAAUUUCUCAAACAAAAAAGCAGGAUGGUACUACUCAAUGGGAUUUUUUUGCUUCACAUUUGGGAUGACCUAUCUAAUGCCUUUAUGGUACAAAACAUUUUGUGAAAAAACUGGCUACACAGGCUUAGGUCUUAAAAGAAAAGAUUUUGACUACGGAAAAAUUCAUGAUCCCAAGAAGAUUCAUAGGAAGUUCAAAAUUAUUUUCCAAGGCAGCAGCGAGCCCGAAUUAGGGUGAAGUUUCUUUCCUCUUCAAGAUACAGUAGAAGUUAAUGCAGGAGAAACAGUCCUUGCAUUUUACAGAGCGUACAAUGAUAGCCCAAACCCUAUUAUUGGCAUCUCAGCUUAUGUGGUUCAGCCAGAUGAAGCAGUCCAGUAUUUUAACAAAAUCCAAUGCUUUUGUUUUGAUGAGCAGAUGCUUAACCCUAAAGAGCAGGUCGAUAUGCCCCUUUUCUUUUAUUUAGACCCAAAAAUAUGUGAUGAGCCUCUAAUGUUUGGCCAGGACGAAGUAAGCCGCCUUAAAUAAAAAUUAAUAUAAAAAAAAAUUAAAAACUAUUAUUGAAAAUUCAAAUAAAAAAAGUAUAAGACUUAUGUACACAUUCUAUAAAGCCCAAGACCAAACUUUAGCAAAUCUAUUAAGAGAUCACCCUAAUUCACCUCUUAAUAGACCUCCAGCGGCCAAUCCAGCUAUUUAA
This is a messenger RNA of Blepharisma stoltei, 700 nucleotides long. The record is from the annotation of a GenBank genome assembly. NCBI's taxonomy places the organism in Eukaryota, Ciliophora, Heterotrichea, Heterotrichida, Blepharismidae.